Messenger RNA from Schistocerca gregaria, 939 nucleotides. Its product is annotated as piggyBac transposable element-derived protein 4-like. Bases 1 to 939 code for a protein of 312 amino acids. The transcript is spliced from 3 exons. The record is from RefSeq and is a predicted model, not a curated record. NCBI's taxonomy places the organism in Eukaryota, Metazoa, Arthropoda, Insecta, Orthoptera, Acrididae.
AUGGGAAAUGUUGGUAUAAAAAGAGCAAUUUCCACAGAUAGGUGCAAAGUGUUACUUUUGAAACUGUACUUCAAUUUCCCUGAGAAACCAGACACAGCUGGUAAACUUUACUACCUAGAGUCAAUAGUCGCUUGUCUGAGAAACACUUUUCAGAAAGCGAAGUCGGAAAGUACAGCACAAAGCAUUGACAGGUCUAUGGUAAAGUUCAAAGGAAGGUUAGCCUUGAAACAAUACCUUCCUAUGAAGCCAGUAAAGCAUGGGAUAAAUAUAUGGAUGAGGAGCGAUUCCGUAACAGGCUACACAUAUGACUUCAACAUAUAUUGUGGAAAGGAUGCAAAUAAUUUGGAUGGCACAUUGGGUGAGCAUCUGUUGGUACAUGUAUGGCUAACAGGAAAAAUGAGCCAAAGUCAACAAAGAAACUUGCUCGGGUGGGAAUGUGAUUUCCUUUGCAAUUUGUCUGGUACAUUGUGGUGUAAAUGGCAGGACACCAUAAAAGUAAUGUUGGUCAGUAACUGUCAUUCUAAUGAUGUAUGUACAGUGAACAGAAAAGCAAAAGAUGGAUCUAAAUUGGUUGUAGAAUGUCUAGUGGCACUGAAAACUUAUAACGAGUAUAUGGGUGGUGUGGACUUGGCUGAUCAGAUGAGUACACUGUAUGAUUUAGACAGAAAAUCUGAUAAAUGUUGGAAGAAAGUAUUCUACAAACUGUUGCUAGCUAUUGUUGUAAAUGCCUGGAUUUUACAAAAGGAAAUUCAACACAAGACAGUGCCACUAAAACAUUUUCUAGUCAACCUAGCAGAGCAGAUAAUGGCCAAGGGACAAAAGACUGCCAAGGUACAGCAGAAAUACUCAACUGGGCGUCCUUCUAAGAGAGCAAGAGAGAACAUAAUAAAUUUGACAAUGUUGCCAUUUAUUAUGCUGCCAUUUGCUCGAGAAAAAUAA